Molecule: messenger RNA, 1719 nt
Organism: Aspergillus eucalypticola CBS 122712
Lineage: Eukaryota; Fungi; Ascomycota; Eurotiomycetes; Eurotiales; Aspergillaceae
Product: 2-dehydropantoate 2-reductase
Exons: 6
Coding region: 1-1719 (572 amino acids)
Biological process (GO): pantothenate biosynthetic process
Cellular component (GO): cytoplasm
Molecular function (GO): 2-dehydropantoate 2-reductase activity; hydrolase activity
Source: RefSeq, a predicted model, not a curated record
AUGACCUGCGAAGCCUGCCGCACCAUCCCCCCCGUGAUCUCCUCAGGAUACACACCCAAGGGGACUUACACCCAAAUCGCCGAUCUAAAGACAUCCACCACCGGCAUCAUCGACAUCUACGACAUCUUCGGCCUCUCGAACCAAACCAUCCAGGGUGCAGAUCUCCUCGCUGCACGACUCAAUGCCCUCGUCCUAGUGCCUGAUUUCUUCCACGGCGAGCGUGCAGAUCUCGCGUGGUUUCCGCCCGAUACGGAGGAGAAGAAGGCGGCGCUGUUUGGGUUUAUUAAUACGAAGGCGGCGGUCAAGGACAAAGUGGAGGUGUUACGAAGGGUUGCAGAGGAUGCGAGGGUGAGGUUUGGAGGGGUGAGGAGUUGGGGAGCGUUUGGGUUGUGUUGGGGUGGGAAGGUUACUGCCCAGGUCUCGGGGCCGAAUUCGCCGUUUGUUGCGACGGGACAGGUGCAUCCUGGGUUCAUGGAUAUCGAGGAGGCUAAGAAGUUGACGGUUCCGCAUAUUGUGCUGGCGUCCAAGGAUGAACCGGUGGAGGCUGUGAAGGGAUACGCUGAGGUCAUUGCUGGCAAUGGCAUUGGAGGCGUGGUUGAGACGUAUCCGACCAUGUGGCAUGGCUGGAUGGGUGCUCGUGCUCAGUUGGAGACUCCGGAGGGGUUGGCGGAGUAUCAGCGGGGGUACAAUCAGCUGGCUGAUUUCUUUGAGAACAACCAUCAUAUGAUCAUGACAGCCUCCCCCUCCGUCCUCGUCUUCGGCGUCGGCAGCGUCGGUGCCAUCUACCUACACCAAAUACAACGAGCCGGCUGCACCGUCACCGCCGUCUGUCGCUCCAACUACGACGUCGUCGCUCACCACGGCUUCACCCUGCGCAGUCCCCGCUUCGGCACCGUCACCUAUCGUCCCGACCACACCGUUCGCUCCGUGCACGAUUGCCCUCGCGACACUGAAUACGAUUAUGUGCUUGUCACAACAAAGGCUUUCCCCGGUCGGACGCCCUCCCUAGCCGACCAGCUUCGACCGGUGCUUGAAAAUCACCCACACACCGCCAUUGUCCUGGCGCAGAAUGGUAUCGACAUCGAGAAGGAUAUUGCGGAUGCAUUUCCCUCCAAUCCAGUCAUCAGCGGGGUAGUCUACCUGCCCACCGUUCAGACAGAAGCUGGUGUGAUCGACCAUGCGGAGCCGCUGGAUCUCCUAGAACUAGGAACGUAUCCGGCUCGCGCGCCGGAGGAACAUACACGGGCGGCGAAGAAAUUCGUCGAGUUGAUGAUAAAAGGAGGCGGGGAUGCGGUGCUGUUCGAGGAUAUACAAGAGGCAAGGUGGGCGAAAUUGCUGCUCAACGCGGCAUGGAAUCCGAUCUGUGCGUUGUCAUUGUGCACGGAUGGCGGGUUCCUGCUGACUUCGGAGCCGUUUGCGCGUGACUUGGCCUGGGGGAUUAUGAUGGAGAUUGUGGCGUUGGCGAAAGUGGCUGGGAUUGCAGGGGUAGAUGAGGAGGCGGCGAAGAAGAGGUUUGCAUUGGCGGAGAGGAGGGCCAAGGAAGGGACAGGGAGGGAGAUGAGUAUGUUGCAGGAUGUGAAGAUGGGGAGGCCGUUUGAGGUCGAAGCGAUCGUGGGGAAUGCCGUAAGAUUGGGGAGGAAGUGUGGGGUGUCGAUGCCCCGGUUGGAGACAGUGUAUGCAUUGGCCAAGGGGAGGCUGGAUGUGUUAAUGGGGGUUUAG